Molecule: messenger RNA, 2166 nt
Organism: Eublepharis macularius
Lineage: Eukaryota; Metazoa; Chordata; Lepidosauria; Squamata; Eublepharidae
Product: zinc finger and SCAN domain-containing protein 23-like
Exons: 4
Coding region: 117-1913 (598 amino acids)
Biological process (GO): regulation of transcription by RNA polymerase II
Molecular function (GO): RNA polymerase II cis-regulatory region sequence-specific DNA binding; DNA-binding transcription factor activity, RNA polymerase II-specific
Source: RefSeq, a predicted model, not a curated record
UUUUCCCCGGGAGUGGCAGCAGCUGCCUCUGUUUUUGACGGGGAGGUUGACAUCUGGACCUGGAGGGGAGGAAUCAGGGCCGAAGGCUCCCCAUCCAGGGAGAAGAAGAAAGCGAGAUGGAUGCUGUGCGGUUAAACAUCCCCAGUCCACAGGAAGGGUCCGGUGGGGAAUCUUCUGAGCUUCUGUGGACCCAAAGAGAGCAAAAUAUGGAUACAGAGCAAGGGAGGCAACCAGAAUUCCAGUUCCAUGCUGUGUUCAAGCCGUGGGUGCCCAUGGGAAUGAAAGCUGAGGAGAAAGACCCGGAAGCCUCCACACCCAGGGACAAAUCUGGGGAAAUGGAGCAAGCCCCUCACAAUGCCCAUGUUGGGAGUGUCCAGGAAUUUGUGCCAAGGAUCCCUGUGGCUCAGGUGAAACAGGAGCCCUGCGAGGGUCUCCUUCAGCAGUGGGAUGCCCAGUGGCAGGAGUUCCUAAAGACAGUGGAGGCCCCUGACUCAGGUUGGGGUGUCGCACCUUUCCCAGAAGAGCCCUCUCCAUGGGAUGAUGCCAAGGCCUUCCUGGCCGCCUUUGAGCAAGUGGCCAAAGCCUGUCGGUGGCCCAGGGAAGAGUGGGUGGCCCGCCUCUUGCCGGCCCUCAGUGGAGAAGCCGAGCAGGCCUUUAACAAGCUGGAGGUUGGCGACAGAGAGGACUAUGGGAAGGUCAAAGAAGCCAUCUUGCGGCAGGAUGCAGCAACCAGAGAGAGGUGGUGCCACCACUUCCGGCAUUUCUGCUACCAGGAGGCCGAGGGGCCGAGAGGGGCUUGCAUCCAGCUCCGGGAACUCUGCCAUCGGUGGCUGAAGGUCAAGAGACACAGCAAGGAGCAGAUCCUGGAGCUCUUGAUCCUGGAGCAGUUCCUGGCUGUCCUGCCCCCGGAGAUCCAGAGCUGGGUCAGGGAAGGCGGGCCGGAGACCUGCUCCCAGGCGGUGUCCCUGGCCGAGGAUUUCCUGCAGCUGCAGCGAGAGGCGGAGAGCAAGGACAAACAGGAGUCAUCCAUGAGUUUCUCUGAAGCAACGCAGGCCGUCUCAGACUCGGGGCAGAGGGACGAAUGCAGAGAGGCCAAAGAGGAGGAGGAGGAGGAGGAGUGUGAUGACGGGGGCUUGCAAGAUUACAGACCAGGGAACGAGUGUGAAGAGAUAAAGAGUCAACCGGAAAAUACUGAGCGAGUGUUAUCACCCCAAAAAAGAGCAACCAAGACACACCCGGAAGGUGAAGCCUCUGAGAAUCUACAGAAGCUAAAGAGGCAGCAAGGGAAUCUCCCAAGGAACGCUAUGGGGAAACCCGCUCCCUGUGGGGCAAUCAAGAAGUCCCUCAGUGAAGCCCCACUGCUUCAGCAGCAGCAGGUCGGGUCUGGGGAAGGCCACGUGCAGGACUUGGUCCUUGUGAAAUAUGAACAGGUUGAAAUCCGGGAGCCAACUUAUCCACGGGAGGACGGGAAGAGCCUCAGUUCUAAGGAGCACCUUCGGAGGCACCAGCGGAUCCACACUGGGGCAAAACCCUAUCAGUGCUCGUUCUGUGGGAAGACCUUCAGCCGCAGGUCCCACCUGGUUACCCACGAGAGGACGCACACCGGAGAGAAACCGUACGAGUGCUCAUACUGUGGGAAAACCUUCAUCCAGAGCUCUCACCUGAUCCUGCACGAGAGGACACACACGGGGGAGAAACCGUACCAGUGCUGCGCUUGCGGGAAGAGCUUCAGCAGCACCUCGAACCUUCUUGCACAUGGGAGGACCCACACGGGGGAGAAACCCUACAAGUGCAGUGUGUGCGGGAAGGGUUUCAUCAGCAAGUCGCACUUGAUAAGGCACCGGCGGAACCACGCAACAGAGAAGCCACAGGGGGAACAACUCGGCUCAGGGAAUACCUUUUGUCUCAGCUAGCUUCUGAGACUGGGAGAGGCGAAGGACCCACACUGGAGGAAAGCCAUAUUGGAAUAUCCGCUUUAUUUCACAUGGGAGGAAAACUGGGCGCUGGACUGUUGUAUCUUCUCAUUCAGGUUCCACUGUGACUGGGGUGAUUGCAAGCAAUUAAAAGUCCCUUUGAAGGUUUGGUGCCCUUGAAGCAGUGUUCACAUUAGAAUGCUGACGUAGCAUGUGUGAUAGCUAGGGCUAUCAUCUUAUUAAAGAAACCAUU